AUUGCAAUAUAUUUUAAGUUAUACAUUGGUAUUAUAUUUAAAUUAUAAUAUUUUUAAAAAAUGUUUCAUAAAAUAAAUUCUGUUUUUUUAAUUUUUGUGUGUAGUUUUUUUUUUGAAAAUGUUUUUGGAAAUAAACUUUUAAUUAGCAAAGAAGGAAAAAUAGAUAUUCAUCAGUCUUUAUAUAAUAAUAGAUUUUGGUUUGAUGCUAAGGUGAUGGAGGAAAAGAGCUGCUUAGAAGCUCUAAAAUCGUGUAUAAAGUGUAAGGAAUUAGAAAUGACUUUUGUAAAUGAGAAACAAAUUUUUGCAGAAAUUUGUUUGCGUUAUGAUGAUGACAGUAGUACAAAUUAUUCAAAAACUAAAAUAAAUCUUGAAAUCACUUUUGGAAAAGAAAACAUUAUUUUAAGUUACCAAAAAAAAGAAAAAAAAAAGUUCUCAUACAAUGCAAAUGGUUAUAAUGUAUUGCAGACAUUUCUUAAUGAUUUAAACAAAAACAUUUAUUUCAAAGUUGUUAAAAUCUAUGAGAGUAAUGUUCCUAUUAAUAGAGAUUUAGUGAAUGAUACGGUUUAUAAUAAUGAAAUUAAAGAUCUACUUUCUAAUGUCCAAAAUUUAUCUUUAUGGGAAUUCACCAAAUAUAAUGUUGUUAUAGUUGUAUAUCCUUCAUGUCCUAAUGAAACGCUUGAAAAUUGUAUUCAUAAUUCAACAAAUGGAAAUUUAGUGAAUGAUACGGUUUAUGAUGAACAAACCAAAACACAACUUUCUAAGGUUCAAAAUUUGUUUUUAUGGAAAUACGUUAAAGAGGAUCUUGUAUCAGAUGAACGUAGAUAUUGUCCUUAUUUAACACUUGAACAUUUCAUUAAUAAUUCAACAACAUACAAAAAAACUGUUGAACAAACUCUAAAUAUGGCAAUAGAUAUCAUGAUUUCUCGAACUGCUAGGUAUGCGUGUUUAUUAGUCGUAUAUGCUUAUCAAACAUUUAGUUUUAUUUCUGGACCAUAUACAAAUGAUGCUCGAAAAGUUAGUGAUGUACGAAAAGAAAAUUGGGAAACAGUAAUAAAACUUUUAACAAUAUUGGCAAAAGCUGAGAAUGAUUUAAAAAAAUAUACCAGAAAAAGUAUUUCUUUUAUAGAUAUAGAACAUAAAUUAACUCUAAUUAGUUUAGAUAAAUAUAGUAAUAAUAAAUUGUUAGAUUUGGCUCAUUUGGUGAAACUUUUCACAAUAAGUAUUUUAGGAUCUAAAGAGUUUGACGAAAACUAUUUUGAAAAUGCCAGACAUUCAAAGAAUAAUACACACAUAUUACCCAAAAGUACAUUAGAAAAAUUAUUUGUGGGAUUUCCCAAGCAUCACGAAAAUUACGCAGCUUCAUACUAUUUUGAGAACAUACCAACUGCACUAGAUAAUAUAAUUGAAAAACUGGAGAUAAUUUUGCAAUUAAUUAAAACAGAGUAUGGAAGUGGUCUUAAAUAAUACAAUUACUAUUUAUGUAUGAUUGAAUACUUUAUUUAAAAUCAUUUAUAAAUUAUAAAUUAUAAUUUAUAAACUUUUAUAAAUUAUACAUUGUCUUAACUUGAACAUUAAACAUUAUAUUACAUUA
Messenger RNA from Daktulosphaira vitifoliae (grape phylloxera), 1591 nucleotides. RefSeq lists its product as uncharacterized. The transcript is spliced from 9 exons. Lineage: Eukaryota; Metazoa; Arthropoda; Insecta; Hemiptera; Phylloxeridae. Bases 61 to 1464 code for a protein of 467 amino acids. The record is from RefSeq and is a predicted model, not a curated record.